GCAUACUGUGCAUGGCAUCUUGAUAGUUGGUAUUUUUUGACAUCUGGAAAGAACCUGUCGGCAAACUUUUCCCUCAAUGAUGUCCAGACACAGCUGCCUGUUCACGAAGCUCUGUGGUCGGCGACUUCGCUAGGGGAAUGGAUGAAACUCAAAGCAACACACAAGCAGCCGAUGAGCUUGACCACCUUAUUGAGAUCAAUCUACCAGCAACAGCCGCUUACUCAGGAGCUUGGUGACUUCGCACAGAUUGUCGCUGUCCACGCAGUCUGCCGACGUACCAUGGAGAUAGGAUACAAUAUUCUUGAUCCGCUGAGCGGCCUCGACGCCGGCCAGCACCACCGGGGUGAGUCUGUCAGAGACAUUUAUUGGCUACCCUCGGAUCCGGAGUACCAGAAGUGGCGCAACAAAGCUCUGGACUGCUUAGACACCUUACACUGGGGAACGCAUGGUGUUAUAGCCCGCCUUCAAGGUCUUGAGCCACCGGCGGUCUUACACUUGCACAUGUCGCGAUUGGUUCUGCUGGUCCCUUACCAGGACGUUUACGACCUCAUGUGCGAAGUUGUCUCGUCACAUGGUGACGAUGCAUCCUUCGCUCAUGUUGGAAGCUCCCGCUCGCGACGAGAAGAUCUUGUGGCGAAGAUCUGGUUGUGGAUCUCUAAAGAUCAUUAUAAGUCCAGACUAGCUAUUGUGCAUGCUGGGGCCAUGUUUUGGUAUAUUCGGCACCACGGCACAGGAAACAUCCUCGAGCCGACCAGUCUUUUCGUAGCCAGCGUUAUACUGUGGGCUUACGGAUCCUUCGUACCGCUUUUACAAGCUUCAACCGAUGAGCACCCGCCUGUGACAUCUCGUGCAGACACAGAAGAAGAGUUCGACCCGACAAUGAUACAGAUUGACCGACCUUGCGACGAUGAGCUCAUUCAGAUAUUCAUUCGUCGUGGAAAUUCCAUGCAGCCGCACAUGUUAGGCGUAGGGAAUAUCUGC
Messenger RNA from Aureobasidium melanogenum CBS 110374, 981 nucleotides. RefSeq lists its product as uncharacterized. The record is from RefSeq and is a predicted model, not a curated record. The transcript has a single exon. The annotation marks the transcript as partial. NCBI's taxonomy places the organism in Eukaryota, Fungi, Ascomycota, Dothideomycetes, Dothideales, Saccotheciaceae.